AUGAUCCAAAAAUUCCUGAACCCAGAAAUCAGGAAAAAUAUCCAAAAGGAUAACAACGAAAGAUCUAGAAACCAACCAAGCAACAAUCAAUCAGGAAGCACUGUUGUACAAACACCAUCAAAGCAAAUAGGUGUACCAAAGGAGAAUGAUGAUCAACCACAAGAAGUAUCAUACUCUCAAAUGAGAGAAAUGGACAAUGACUUUUUCAAAGACAUUAUCGAUAGAACUGCUCUUAAAUUCAUUGAUGUAUCUGCAGUUGGACCAGAUGCAAAGGACAUCAUAUUUGAGGAAAAGGAUUAUAGCAGUCAAAUCAAAGAGACAAACAUUGGCAAAUCAAACAUAUUAUUUGGACUCCCACACCUUUCACAAGCAACCAACGUAUCAAACCUUCACAACCUUCUUUCACAACCAGUUCCAUUUGACUCUGAUUUGAUGAACAAGUUUAACUCUAAUAUCGUAUCUUCAUUAAACAACGUUGCUAUCAAGGAUUGUGGUGAUUUGGUUGUUACUUUUGGUGCUUCUUUAAAGAAUUAA
Molecule: messenger RNA, 534 nt
Organism: Cavenderia fasciculata
Lineage: Eukaryota; Evosea; Eumycetozoa; Acytosteliales; Cavenderiaceae
Exons: 4
Coding region: 1-534 (177 amino acids)
Biological process (GO): positive regulation of MAPK cascade; regulation of receptor recycling; cellular response to amino acid stimulus
Cellular component (GO): Ragulator complex; lysosome
Molecular function (GO): guanyl-nucleotide exchange factor activity; molecular adaptor activity
Source: RefSeq, a predicted model, not a curated record